CCAAGAGUGCAGUUGAAAAAGAAAAUCGAUCUAGCGUGCUGAUUGCAAUAAUAAUUAUUAACAAUUGAUAUAUUUAAUUUAAUUGCAUAACGAACUAGUUUCAAUCGGAAUAAUUCGGUCAUAACUCAUUUUUUUUACAAGGAGAUCUACCUGUAAUACUCGAACGUCAAAAAAAUGACUUCCGUUUCCACUUUUGUGAUAUGUUUAUCGUUAAUCGUUUGUGUCAUUCCCGUGAUUUUUUCCGAGUCGACUUCCGAUGAAGAAGAAACUUGGGUUCCCAAUCCUGAGGUCGAGUUGCCUCCAUCGAUGAUAAUUUGUCGUCGUGACGCGCCAUCGCAAGAACGAAAUGAGUGCAUCAAAAAUAGCAUCAAGUCGCUUUUGCCAUUAUUACGAGAUGGUUACGAGCCACUUGGCAUCACGCAUUUCGAUCCGUACAAAGUAAAAAAGACCAUAAUUGAGUUCAAUACCGGCACAAUUUUCUCCAAAUCUGUCAUGAAAGAUGCUCUCAUUUCGGGUUUCAGUCGUUCGCAGGUGAAAAAUGUCCGAACCAAAGUCAAUGAUCGCAAGAUGUACAUUGAGCUCGAUGCAAAAGUGCCACAAAUAGCAACGGAAGCGAUGUACAAAGGCUCUGGAGGCUUCAACGAGUUGCGAAUUACCUCAAGUGGCUGGAUGAAAGUCGUUAUGACCAAAGUCACGGGAACGUGGAAAUUUCUCGGAGAAAUCGAAACAAUCGACAAUGAGGAUUACAUGAUCUUCAAGAAAUUCGAUUUGGAUAAUUUGCAAAUGAAGGGAAUGAGUAUCAAUGCAACUGGAUUGUUCCCUGAUCCAGAUGUUAAUGCGUUUGUAUUGGAGUUUGUUAAUCAAUAUUGGGAAACUUUGUACAAACAAAUUUUGCCGCAAGUUAAAUCGGCGUGGGAGCCAAUCACUUUGGGAUAUGUGAACAAGAUUUUUGGAAGAAUUCCCUUCAGAAGAUUAUUUCCCAAAGAAGAUGAAAUUGUUGUGAACAAAGAAUCUGCUGCAACUUAAAGAUAUCGAAAAGUGAAAUUCCGAAAUGAAGAUUUAUUAAAAUCUUUUUUUACAAACAUUUUUUAAUAAAGGUCAAUACAAUUAUCGAAAAUGAUUCCAUCUAAGUGAUGUUAUGGAAAAUUUUCAAAAAGAAAUUUUAAAAUCGAAACAUUAGAAUAUGUUUCAC
This is a messenger RNA of Culicoides brevitarsis, 1192 nucleotides long. RefSeq lists its product as uncharacterized. The record is from RefSeq and is a predicted model, not a curated record. Bases 175 to 1026 code for a protein of 283 amino acids. The transcript is spliced from 3 exons. NCBI's taxonomy places the organism in Eukaryota, Metazoa, Arthropoda, Insecta, Diptera, Ceratopogonidae.